CGCGAAAGGGCGGCGCGAGCGCGAAACCGGCGCCGGGAGGCGGCGGCGCGGGCGCGAAGCCGGCGGGGGGGAAGUACAAGAGCCCGGGGGAGGUGAAGGAGGGGAGCGCGUACCAGACGGAGACGCGAAAGAUAAUCCUGAGCAUGUCCAAAGUGCGCAAGGUGACGCCGAACGGAAAGGAGCUGAUAAAAAAUAUAAACCUUGGAAUGUACCUCGGGGCGAAGAUCGGGAUCUUGGGGGCGAACGGGGCGGGGAAAUCAACGCUCAUGAAAAUUUUGGCGGGGGCGGAUACGGCGUUCGACGGCGACGUGUAUCUCGAGCCCGGGAUAAAGAUUGGGUACUUGGCGCAGGAGCCGGAUUUGGACGACGGCGAAACGGUGGCUGAGAACAUCGCCGUCGGGGUGAAGGCGGUGCAGGCGGAUUUGGAUGAGUACAAUCAAAUCGCGGUGGAUAUGACGGCGCCGGACGCCGACGUGGACGCGCUCAUGAAGCGCAUGGACCAGUUACAGAAUAAGCUCGACGCGUCCAACGCGUGGGAGCUCGAGCGCACGGUGUCGCGCGCCAUGGACGCCCUUCGCUGCCCACCAGGCGAUGCUUUGGUGAAAAACCUUUCCGGAGGGGAGCGCAGACGCGUUGCCAUUUGCCGGUUGUUACUUUCGCAACCCGACAUCUUGCUUCUGGACGAACCCACGAACCACUUGGACGCGCAAUCCGUCGCGUGGCUCGAACAGUUCUUGGCGACGUUCAAGGGCACCGUCGUCGCCAUCACGCACGACCGCUAUUUCUUGGACAACGUCGCCGGUUGGAUUUUAGAGCUCGAUCGCGGGGAGGGUAUCCCGUUCGAAGGCAACUAUUCCACGUGGCUGGAGAGUAAGAGCAAGCGUCUAGAGGCUGAGAACAAGAAGAAGAGCUCACUCGAUCGUCAAAUCGAGCAAGAGCUCGAGUGGGUGCGUUCGAACGCAAAGGGUCAGGUUAAAAAAGGUAAGGCGAGACUUCGACAAUACGAAGAGCUCUGCCAAGCCGCCGCGCAGUUCCAAGCGCGUCAAGAUCUGGACUCCAUCACCAUCCCCGCCGCGCCGCGACUUGGUGACGUCGUCAUUACCGCUAACGGCGUGCGCAAGGGCUACGACGGUCGCGGUCUGCUGAUCGAUGACUUGAACUGUAUCAUCCCGCCCGGGUCCGUGGUCGGCAUCGUCGGCGGCAACGGCGCCGGUAAGACGACGCUUUUCAGAAUGGUCACGGGCGAAGAGAAGCCCGACGGCGGUGAACUCACGGUGGGCGAGACCGUGAAGCUCAUGUAUGUCGAUCAAAGUCGCGAUAGCCUCGACCCGGAGAAGACGGUGUUCGACACCUUGAGCGGCGGCGCCGAAGAAAUCAGUCUCGGCACUCGCCAAGUGAACGCGCGUGCGUAUUGCAGCUGGUACAACUUCAAAAGUGCUGAUCAACAAAAGAAGGUCGGCACUUUGUCCGGCGGUGAGCGCAACCGCUUACAGCUCGCUCGCACGCUCACGAGCGGCGGCAACUGCCUCCUCCUUGACGAGCCCACCAACGACUUGGACGUCGCCACCCUUCGAUGCCUCGAGGACGCCAUCCAAAGCUGGAACGGCACCACAAUCUGCAUCUCUCACGAUCGCUGGUUCCUGAACAAGAUCGCCACCCACAUCUUGGCCUACGAGGGCGACUCCAACGUCGUCUUUUUCGAAGGCUCGUACGACGAGUACGAGGCCCACCGCCUCGAGCGCAUGGGUGGCGAAGAGCCCAAGCCCCUGAAAUUCCGUCCGAUGCCCGUCUAAAGCAAAGCUCAACUGUCUUUUUCGCGGCUUCUAU
Molecule: messenger RNA, 1827 nt
Organism: Ostreococcus lucimarinus CCE9901
Lineage: Eukaryota; Viridiplantae; Chlorophyta; Mamiellophyceae; Mamiellales; Bathycoccaceae
Product: ABC(ATP-binding) family transporter (Uup-like protein/duplicated ATPase)
Exons: 1
Coding region: 144-1793 (549 amino acids)
Biological process (GO): negative regulation of translational elongation
Molecular function (GO): ATP binding; ATP hydrolysis activity
Source: RefSeq, a predicted model, not a curated record